UUCAUUAUCUUAUCUCUUUUAGCCUAAGGAAUUUGAGUAUACAAAUAAAGUUUCAUCACCAAACUGCCAUGAAAAUCCAUCCCAAUUGUCCAACUCCAAUGCUCAUUCUCUUUCUCUUUUUCCAGCUUCUUGCUAUAACCAUAUCAUGUCAAAACAUUGCAUCAUAUAACUCUUCUCAGCUGAUAUCAGAAGGCAAUGGAGAAUAUGACUUCUUUUACCUUGUUCAACAGUGGCAGGUUUCUUUAUGCAAUUUGAGGCCUUGUCAAAAACCAGCAAUACCCACUUUCAGUAUUAAUGGUUUCCGGCCUUCUUCUCAUGGGAUUUCCAGUUGCAAAAUUGGAACAAGUUUUGAUUCUUCAAAGAUGUUGGACCUGAAAAAUGAGUUAGAUAGAGAAUGGCCAUCACUUGAGGUGGAAGAGAAUGAAGAAAUGUGGAAGAAAGAGUGGGAAAGCCAUGGAAUUUGUUCACAGCCAUUGCUAACUCAACAUUCAUUCUUUGAAACUGCACUCAAGCUUAAGCAAAAUUUUGAUCUCUUCACUAUCUUAGCAAACAGAGGAAUCUUUCCAUUUGGAGAGGUCUAUGACUUAGAAAACAUAAGUAAUGCCAUUAGAGAUGCAACAGGACAUACUCCACAAGUGGAAUGCCAAUCAUACAAAAACAUUCCUUUGCUUUCCAACAUCUUCCUUUGCUUCCAAUACAAUCGUAAUGCCAUUCAUAUUGUGGACUGUCCCCUUAUAAGAAGAUGCAAUUUCCAAGCUAUCCUUUUCCCUUAUUCUCAAUUUGGUCCAUCUUAGAAUCUGAAAAUUCACUUUGUAAUGGCACUAGAAACAAUCCCAUCUAUUUUUGCUUCUCCUGUCAACUCUUUUUUGGUGUUUUAUUUAAGGCUGAAUUUACACUGCUCCACCUCUGUUUUGAUCUUUUAUGUUAAAAGACAAGUAACUUAUCAAAGAUUGUCAUUUACUUAGUGACAAACUCGUU
Cucumis melo (muskmelon) is the source of this 978-nucleotide messenger RNA. RefSeq names its product ribonuclease 1-like. Gene Ontology annotation, biological process: RNA catabolic process. The coding region runs from base 69 to 794 and encodes 241 amino acids. The transcript has 5 exons. Gene Ontology annotation, molecular function: ribonuclease T2 activity; RNA binding. Lineage: Eukaryota; Viridiplantae; Streptophyta; Magnoliopsida; Cucurbitales; Cucurbitaceae. Gene Ontology annotation, cellular component: extracellular region. The record is from RefSeq and is a predicted model, not a curated record.